UGCAAUUUAGCUUCAGUAAUUUGUUUUUGUGUUGGGGCAUUUGAAGCGUCAAUAAUUAAGAAAAGGACGGGGAAUUUGAAACAUCAAGUAAUCAACUGGUCGACAUGGCACACACAGCUCAAGUAGAGAUGAGUGAAGAUGCUCUUGGGAGUGACAGUGAAGAGGGUUCUGAUUCAGAAUGCUAUGGUACAAAUGUCAAACGUCUCGACGCAGCAGAAAGACAGGAAUUGAGAGACAGAGGUAUGGUUGUGAGAGAAGGCGCAUGGACAGGGCUAGAAGAUGAGCAGUUAAAAAAGAAUAUGACACUCAUAUGCAAAAAAUAUCGUAUAGAUGAGCCCAGAAAGUUGAUCUAUCCCGAUCAGUAUCCAGAUGCGAAGGAGACAAGAAAACUUGUUGAUGAAGAGAUGAUAUACAUGAAGCUCAGAAAAGGUAUCCAACGUCCGGUAUAUAAUGUCUACAUCAGAGCAAGAAAGAUCUUUGAUCCUCAAAAUUAUCUCGGAAGGUUUUCUGAUGAUGAGGUCAAGAUGAUGAAGGAGCUAGCCUUGAAGAUGGGAACAAGAUGGAGUCAAAUUUCCAAGAAGAUGGGACGCAGCGGCAGAUCACUGUGUGACAGAUACAAAGUCUCAGGAAAGAGAAAUUCUGGCUCAUGGUCUGAGGAGGAAAAGGCAAGACUGGUCAAAGUGGUCAAGCGUUUUUCCGGUUUCAACCAGGACCAGGAUGUGGAGAAGCUUUUCUUCAACAUUCCUUGGAGCAAGAUUCAGGAAGCCAUGAAAACCAGGAAUGUUCUGCAGUGCAGGAGAGAAUGGAUUAACAUUGUUUCCUGGGCUGUUGCUGACAAACAGUCACGCUACACCUCAAGAGGGCGCUGGAGGAUAGAGGAUAAUAUCCGACUGAUAGAAAGGGUUUACAACAUGGACAUUCAUGAUGAACAAGAUAUAGAUUGGAUGGCUCUACUCAAUGACUUCCCCAGGAUACCAUCCCCUCAGAAAUUGAAGUAUCAUUGGUAUAGGCUCAAAAUGAGGAAUAUCCCUAAUUACCGCUUCAAGACAUUUGAGGAAAUUGUCUGCCAGCUGCAUGAAUUCACCUUGCCGAAUCUGAGGGGGAGAUUAGCCCAGAAUGGGAGAAAUGUUGUCUCAAAGGAGAUUGUGGAGGAUGAUAGUGACUCUGAGAGGGAGGAUGCUGAGAGUCAAAGUAAUGAUAGUCAAAAUGAUGGUGUAGCCAUGACAACUGACAGAGGAAUCACGGGUGAAUCUCUCCCUGAUAGAAUGAACGAGCAAGGACAGGAUGGUGAUGAUAGUGACGACAGGAGAUCAGCUGUUCACACAGAUGAGGGUUCAAAUAUUGAGGUUGAAAGGGAGGAAAGAAACAAUGAUAGACAAUCAAAGAAACAGAAAAAGAAGAAGCGACAAAGAAGUGACAAAGAACAUGCGAUAAGUGACGCUGAUAAUUAACGAAAAAAGGAAAUAAACCUCAAUCAAAAGCAGCUGAACCAAGAAAUGUCCAAGAAUAUAAAUAUUGAAAGGACAACAGAUGAAAACAUUUUUUAAUAAAGAGGAGAGGAUAAUACGCAAUGAAGCAGAAGAUUAGAAAAGAAGAAUUGCAAAAGAUAAUUAUAAUGCCAUGUUGAAUAUACACUAACAAACUUAAUGUUAUUUAAGAAGAUUUUUAUGGCAGAAACGUAGGAAGCUACAGAUCAUUUUUUAAUUGGUAUGAUUGCUGCAACAAUUAUGUUAAGAAUAAACUCUUAUUGUGUUUAAAACCAAGUUAAUAUCUUUCAUUUCAUGUUUUCAAUGAUUUAUUUGAUUUUAUAAGAAGCAGCAAAAUUCAAGGCCUUCUAUAAAGUGACCCAAGACCACGGGCAAGACCUUUUUCAUGGACCUCAUAUUCAAAUACUAGUAAUGUAGAUGUACAUUAUGUUGAAUGUUGGAAAUAAAAUUGUCUUUUAUGAUGGGCUAAUCUCCUGAGCUAGUGCUGACUACAUACAACUAGACCUAAAUUCAUACGUUAAAUCACUAUGAAAGCUGAAGUGUUGAUUAUUUAAUCACCAGGUCAAUGUAACAUUGUUUAAUCCUAAGAGUAGGGAUUAAGUAAAUUCAAUAGAAAUUCUCAAUUGUUUGAGAACAAAUCCAUAAAUUUCCUGUUUUUUUUUAUAUAUCUGUUUACAUCCGGUUGUGAUGAAAUAGCCCAGG
This is a messenger RNA of Lytechinus variegatus (green sea urchin), 2189 nucleotides long. Its product is annotated as transcription termination factor 1-like. The record is from RefSeq and is a predicted model, not a curated record. Bases 105 to 1451 code for a protein of 448 amino acids. Lineage: Eukaryota; Metazoa; Echinodermata; Echinoidea; Temnopleuroida; Toxopneustidae. The transcript is spliced from 11 exons.